Messenger RNA from Carya illinoinensis, 1614 nucleotides. RefSeq names its product tubulin alpha chain-like. Gene Ontology annotation, cellular component: microtubule; cytoplasm. Gene Ontology annotation, molecular function: structural constituent of cytoskeleton; GTP binding. Gene Ontology annotation, biological process: mitotic cell cycle; microtubule cytoskeleton organization. The coding region runs from base 132 to 1484 and encodes 450 amino acids. The record is from RefSeq and is a predicted model, not a curated record. NCBI's taxonomy places the organism in Eukaryota, Viridiplantae, Streptophyta, Magnoliopsida, Fagales, Juglandaceae. The transcript has 4 exons.
CUACUCGCACUGUCCUGUUUUCAAUCUCCUCCCACCUAAGCCCGGGCGUCUUUGUAUACGUCUUCGGCACCCCUUUUGCUCUUACUGUUUAGCUCUGUUUUCGCGCUCGUCUUCCCCAUUAACAAAACAAUAUGAGAGAGUGCAUCUCAAUCCACAUUGGGCAGGCCGGUAUCCAAGUGGGUAAUGCUUGCUGGGAGCUCUACUGCCUUGAACACGGCAUUCAGCCUGAUGGACAAAUGCCGGGUGACAAGACAGUUGGCGGCGGAGACGAUGCCUUCAACACGUUUUUUAGCGAGACCGGAGCCGGAAAACACGUCCCCCGUGCUGUUUUCUUGGACCUCGAACCUACGGUCAUCGACGAGGUCAGGACUGGUACUUACCGCCAGCUCUUCCACCCCGAACAACUCAUCAGUGGGAAAGAGGACGCCGCCAAUAACUUUGCAAGAGGCCACUACACGAUUGGGAAAGAGAUAGUGGAUCUGUGCCUUGAUAGGAUCAGGAAGCUCGCUGACAAUUGUACUGGGCUUCAGGGGUUUCUGGUUUUCCAUGCGGUCGGUGGAGGGACAGGCUCCGGGCUUGGUUCUCUGCUUCUGGAAAGGCUCUCAGUGGACUACGGCAAGAAAUCCAAGCUCGGAUUCACCGUCUACCCGUCCCCUCAGGUCUCCACAUCCGUCGUUGAGCCAUACAACAGUGUGUUGUCCACUCACUCACUUCUAGAGCACACCGAUGUGGCUGUCCUCCUCGACAACGAAGCCAUUUACGAUAUUUGCCGCAGAUCGCUGGACAUUGAAAGACCCACUUACACCAAUCUCAACAGGCUCGUUUCCCAGGUGAUUUCUUCUCUGACUGCGUCUCUGCGUUUUGAUGGUGCUCUGAACGUGGAUGUCACAGAGUUUCAGACUAACUUGGUUCCCUACCCGAGAAUACAUUUCAUGCUUUCUUCGUAUGCGCCGGUUAUUUCAGCCGAAAAGGCCUACCACGAGCAACUCUCCGUGGCCGAGAUCACAAACAGUGCCUUUGAGCCGUCGUCCAUGAUGGCAAAAUGCGACCCUCGCCACGGCAAGUACAUGGCCUGCUGUUUGAUGUAUAGGGGUGACGUGGUGCCUAAGGAUGUGAACGCAGCGGUGGCGACAAUCAAGACCAAGAGGACGAUUCAAUUCGUGGACUGGUGUCCAACUGGGUUCAAGUGUGGAAUCAAUUACCAGCCACCAACAGUGGUUCCUGGGGGUGACUUGGCUAAGGUUCAGAGGGCUGUUUGCAUGAUCUCUAACUCGACGAGCGUUGCGGAGGUGUUCUCUAGGAUUGAUCAUAAGUUUGAUUUGAUGUAUGCGAAGAGGGCUUUUGUGCAUUGGUACGUCGGUGAAGGUAUGGAGGAAGGAGAGUUUUCGGAGGCGAGGGAGGAUUUGGCUGCGCUGGAGAAGGACUAUGAGGAAGUUGGAGCAGAGUCUGCAGAAGGAGAGGAUGAUGAAGGCGAUGAGUAUUAGGCUGUGCUGUAGUUGGUGUCUACCAAUGGACUCAUUGGUUUUUUUAACUUGGAUGGAAGUAACUUUUCUUUUAUUGUAUGUCGCCCCACCAAUUUGCCAUUUUGUUCAAUGAACUCUAUCUUUUGCUCAA